AUGUACGGGAGAAGGCUUAGCCAAAAAAAGAAAUUUGAGGCUCUCACUGAUCCCGGUAUACCUGACGAGGAAAGGGCCCCUACUCGGAUACGCGAUGAGGCCUUCUCUUUGCUUAACGCAGGGACUGUGACUACUGCGGGAGUACUAAGGGCCAUCUUCUUCCAUCUGCUCCGAAAAGACCAAAUGGUUAAACUUUGCAAUGAACUUGGACCAUCCCCCAGCGCUUCACUUACAGAAGUGGAAGCAAUACCCUACAUUGUCAUGAUUAGCCUGUCCAGCCUUUUUGUGCACAUGAACCCUGAGUUGUUCCCUCAUACACAUUGUUUCAGCCCCGAGCGCUCGAUUCGGGCGCAAGAGAACGGUGACCGCCUAGAAAGCAUGCUGGUAACCUUUUCUAACGGACCUAGGCAAUGUCUUGUUAUCAACCUCGCUACGGCAGAAUUGUAUCUAUUUGUUGCUACUCGGGUGCGGAAAUUUGAUAUGGAUCUUUACAAAACGACACUUGAAGAUAUAGAAACCUACAGGGACUACCAGGUUGGCUUUCCAAAAGAGAAGAGUCCAGGAUUUAAGGCGACUGUCACUCGGGAUUUGACUGCAUAG
Penicillium odoratum is the source of this 600-nucleotide messenger RNA. RefSeq names its product Cytochrome P450. The record is from RefSeq and is a predicted model, not a curated record. Gene Ontology annotation, molecular function: iron ion binding; heme binding; monooxygenase activity. NCBI's taxonomy places the organism in Eukaryota, Fungi, Ascomycota, Eurotiomycetes, Eurotiales, Aspergillaceae. The transcript is spliced from 4 exons. Bases 1 to 600 code for a protein of 199 amino acids.